CACUCACCACUUCGAUCUUCGUAUCUUAUAGACGAUGAUAAUCCUCGGGUCGGUUUAUCAUCAUUAGGUCAGAAAUUAAUAGUCGGUCGGUCGGAUCAGUGGGUUUUCCCUCGUCCUUCUUCGAUCAGAACGUUUUGUCCAGUUUAUUGUAGUUCUUACAUUUUGUGUCUUAACAGUGGCGGAUCGAGGUGAAGGGAUGCAUUACGUCUUACGCCUCACCCUGGUCAUCACCCUAUGCACCGCCCAAGAUCCGGAACGUCUAAAGGAGAUCUUCGGUAGCCCCGACGAUCCUGGAAAUCAGUUUAACCGUCUGGUGGAGGUGACCACCAAAAAGUCCCUGGGGCUCAGUGCCCUUCAAAAAUGCGGAGAAGCGACCGGAUUAGCCGACAGGUGGCUCUGCGUGCCGUAUCACAUGUGCGACAAUAAAACCAUAGUCGAUAACGGGAUCACUAGCGGAUUCGGUUUGAUUGAUGUGAGAUUAGGAGACUCGGACGUGACAGAUCCGUCGGAAAUGCCCUGCAACCACUACCUGGACGUGUGCUGUAGAGACUCGGGGGGUGGUGCAGGUGAACGAAAACCGGACACCGGAGGCCCGUUUAUCGACGAGGGCACCCCGGUACCGCCCCCGCAAGCCCCCCCGACGCCCCGACCCAGCUCCCUCCGUUGCGGCAUAAGGAACGUCAACGGAAUCGACUUUAAGAUCACCGGAAACACGGACGAAGCCGAGUAUGGGGAAUUCCCUUGGAUGGUGGCCAUUUUAAACAGGACCAAUCUGGUGUGCGGGGGGUCCCUUAUAACCCCCAACGUGGUACUGACUGGGGCCCACUGCGUUGCCGAUCUUCCCUUGGGGGCUUAUAGGGUCAGGGCGGGUGAGUGGGACACUCAGACAGAGAAGGAACGUCUACCCUACCAAGAAAGGACAGUCAGGGAAGCAAUAGUCCACGAAUACUAUCUCUCCAAAGUCCUGUAUAACAAUGUGGCACUAUUGGUCUUAAGUCCCCCGUUUAGUCAAGCGGAUAACAUCGGAACCGUUUGUCUUCCUGCGCAAGACGAGGUCCUUAGUUCCAAGGAGUGUUUCGCCAGCGGAUGGGGCAAAGACGUCUUCGGUAAAAGCGGCAAGUACCAAGUGAUCCUCAAAAAGAGACAGUUGCCGAUCGUACCGUUCGAUUCCUGCGAACGUACGUUGAGAACCACCCGAUUGGGAGCGAACUUUGAACUGCACCGGAGUUUCCUGUGCGCCGGGGGGCAAAAGGGGGUCGACCUUUGUACGGGUGACGGUGGUGGACCCCUGGUAUGUCCGGACCCAAGGACGCCAGGAAGAUACGUGCAAGCGGGAAUCGUCUCCUGGGGGAUCGGGUGCGGCCAGGAGAACGUUCCCGGAGUAUACGCGGACGUGGCCAAGUUCCGGAACUGGAUCGACGCGAAAUUGGCCCAAUUAAACAUCAAGACAACCGAUUAUUAAUAUCGAUAAUAAUAAUUUUUUUUUUUUAUAAGUAAACUGGUCCUUUUUUA
Anthonomus grandis grandis is the source of this 1512-nucleotide messenger RNA. Its product is annotated as phenoloxidase-activating factor 2-like. NCBI's taxonomy places the organism in Eukaryota, Metazoa, Arthropoda, Insecta, Coleoptera, Curculionidae. The record is from RefSeq and is a predicted model, not a curated record. Gene Ontology annotation, biological process: proteolysis. Gene Ontology annotation, molecular function: serine-type endopeptidase activity.